Molecule: messenger RNA, 1126 nt
Organism: Aspergillus wentii DTO 134E9
Lineage: Eukaryota; Fungi; Ascomycota; Eurotiomycetes; Eurotiales; Aspergillaceae
Gene: stm1
Product: putative telomere and ribosome associated protein Stm1
Exons: 5
Coding region: 79-957 (292 amino acids)
Cellular component (GO): cytoplasm; nucleus
Molecular function (GO): RNA binding
Source: RefSeq, a predicted model, not a curated record
CCCCCCUUUUUCUUUCGUGUCGAAUUGUCGCGAUAGCAGAGAGCCUUCCCCCGGAAGGCCCCUCAUACCCCAGGCGUCAUGGCGGACGUCCGGUCCAAGAACGUUUACGAGCUUCUUGGCAAUGACCCUGAACUCGACCCUAACAGACCCCCCGCUCCCCCCGCAAAGGCUGUCGACAGACCCGCUCCCCGACAUGGAAAGCGUGAUGCUCCCAAGGAGCCUGUGAGCCAGCCCCGCCCCGAGACCAACAACCGUCGUGGCGGUCGUCCUGGCGGCAACGAGGCUGCUUUCCGUGACCGCAACGCUGGCAGAAACAGCAACCGCGAGAAGCCCACUGAGGAAGGAGCUGCCCCCCCUCAAAGACGCGGCGGUGACCGUGGUGGCCGCCGUGGCGACCGCCAGUCCCGCUCCGGCCAGACCGACACCCGCAAGCAGGUGAACCAGGGCUGGGGUGCCCAGAGCGGUGAGAAGGCUUUGGACGACGAGAAGGCCGCCGAAGACAUCGCCAACAAGGACGAGAACGAGCCCGAGACUCCCGCCGAGGAUGCCGAGGCCGCUGACAAGUCCAAGUCUUUCGCCGACUACCUGGCUGAGAAGGCCCAGCAGGACGACCUCCGCGCCAAGCCCGUCCGUGCCGCCAACGAGGGCAGCAAGCUCGACAAGAAGUGGGCUGAGGCCAAGGAGCUGAAGGACGAUGGUGAGACCGAGUACAUCAAGGGCAAGGAAGAGAAGGGCAAGCGCGAGAAGCAGCGCAAGGAGAAGAACUUCCUUGACGUCGACCUCCGCUUCGUCGAGGCCCCCCGCACUGGCGGUAACGGUCCCCGCGGCCGUGGCGGUCGUGGCGGUGCUGGCCGAGGCGGUGCUCGUGGCGGCCGUGGAAACGGUCCCCGUGCUGGUGGUGAGCGCGCCGCUCCCGUCACCGUUGACGAGAAGAACUUCCCCAGCCUCGGCAACUAAAUUCCCCAAAAAUUGACGGGUGGAAAUUUCUUCUUCCUUUCCUCCCCUCCCCCUUGUUCUCAUGUUAUCCCUCCAAGUUGACACGAUAUGGAUGGCGGGACGAAACUAUCAAAUUCAAUCUUGUAUGGGUUGAAACGGGCCUAUGUAAUUUGAUUUGAAUGUCAAAAAA